This is a messenger RNA of Hyaena hyaena (striped hyena), 2083 nucleotides long. It is a transcript of the gene TKT, whose product is annotated as transketolase. The transcript has 13 exons. Gene Ontology annotation, molecular function: thiamine pyrophosphate binding; transketolase activity. Bases 102 to 1682 code for a protein of 526 amino acids. Gene Ontology annotation, biological process: pentose-phosphate shunt, non-oxidative branch; ribose phosphate biosynthetic process. The record is from RefSeq and is a predicted model, not a curated record. Lineage: Eukaryota; Metazoa; Chordata; Mammalia; Carnivora; Hyaenidae. Gene Ontology annotation, cellular component: extracellular exosome; endoplasmic reticulum membrane.
CGCCGGGCCUAGGCUGCUGCCAGUCGCCGCUGGAGCAGCAGUGCAGCCCUUGAGUCUUCGCGUCCUCGUCCGCCGCAUCCGCCUGCCAGGCCGGCCGCGCCAUGGAGGGCUACCAUAAGCCUGACCAGCAGAAGCUGCAGGCCCUGAAGGACACGGCCAAUCGCCUGCGCAUCAGCUCCAUCCAGGCGACCACGGCGGCCGGCUCGGGCCACCCCACGUCAUGCUGCAGUGCCGCGGAGAUCAUGGCUGUCCUCUUUUUCCACACCAUGCGCUACAAGCCCUUGGACCCCCGGAACCCUCACAACGACCGCUUUGUACUCUCCAAGGGCCACGCGGCCCCCAUCCUGUAUGCUGUGUGGGCCGAGGCCGGCUUCCUGCCUGAGGAGGAGCUGCUGAACCUGAGGAAGAUCACCUCGGACUUGGACGGGCACCCUGUUCCGAAACAAGCUUUCACCGACGUGGCCACUGGCUCCCUGGGCCAGGGCCUUGGGGCCGCUUGCGGGAUGGCCUACACAGGCAAAUACUUCGACAAAGCCAGCUACCGCGUCUACUGCUUGUUGGGAGACGGGGAGCUGUCGGAGGGCUCUGUGUGGGAGGCCAUGGCCUUCGCCAGCAUCUACAAGCUGGACAACCUGAUCGCCAUUCUUGACAUCAACCGCCUGGGCCAGAGCGACCCCACCCCGCUGCAGCACCAGGUGGACGUCUACCAGAAGCGUUGUGAGUCCUUUGGCUGGCACACCGUCAUCGUGGAUGGGCACAGCGUGGAGGAGCUGUGCAAGGCCUUUGGCCAGGCCAAGCACCAGCCGACGGCCAUCAUCGCCAAGACCUUCAAGGGCCGGGGGAUCCCAGGGAUAGAGGAUAAGGAGGCGUGGCAUGGGAAGCCCCUCCCCAAAAACAUGGCCGACCAGAUUGUCCAGGAAAUCUACGGCCAGAUCCAGAGCAAGAAGAAGAUCCUCGUGACCCCGCCGCAAGAGGACGCCCCCUCGGUGGACAUCACCAACAUCCGCAUGCCCAGCCCCCCCAGCUACAAAGUUGGCGACAAGAUAGCCACCCGCAAGGCCUACGGACAGGCCCUGGCAAAGCUGGGCCGCGUCAACGACCGCAUCAUCGCCCUGGAUGGGGACACCAAGAAUUCCACCUUCUCAGAGAUCUUCAGAAAGGAGCACCCAGACCGAUUCAUCGAGUGCUACAUUGCUGAGCAGAACAUGGUGAGUGUGGCGGUGGGCUGUGCCACACGCAACCGGACAGUGCCCUUCUGUAGCGCUUUCGGAGCCUUCUUCACACGGGCCUUUGACCAGAUUCGCAUGGCGGCCAUCUCUGAGAGCAACAUCAAUUUCUGUGGCUCCCACUGUGGUGUGUCCAUCGGGGAAGACGGGCCCUCUCAGAUGGCUCUGGAAGACCUGGCCAUGUUUCGGUCAAUCCCCACUGCAACGGUCUUUUACCCAAGUGAUGGUGUGUCUACGGAAAAGGCAGUGGAAUUAGCAGCCAAUACAAAGGGUAUCUGCUUCAUCCGGACCAGCCGCCCAGAAAACGCCAUCAUCUAUAACAGCAAUGAGGAUUUCCAAAUCAAACAAGCCAAGGUGGUCCUGAAGAGCAAGGAUGACCAGGUGACUGUGAUUGGGGCCGGGGUGACCCUGCACGAGGCCUUGGCUGCUGCCGACCUACUGAAGAAAGUCCCCUGACCCCGCCCCCCGUCACACUGGAGCUGCCUCUGGGAGGAUGGUGCGAAACUACAGGCCCUGCCGCGCCACUCCAUGUUCUUCGAUGCUGCAAAGGCCAAGAUCCCCCGGCCCGGGAUAUGAGGGGAGGGGGGGGGCGCUUCUCUUCCCUGAGACCAGGUGCUCCCAGGUCGGGGGUGCAGGAUGCCAGAGGACGUGGGCGUCACAGAUGAGCAGCGACAGCAGUCAGGCCCCGGAGGGUUGGCAGACCCUAGCUAGGUAACGGGAACAGGGACAGCGGUCUCCCCAGGAGAGGGAGCAGCUGUGCAGUGACUCUUCGGACACCUCCGCCUGUCCCCACCUGUCAGAGGACACCCCCAGCACCCAGGCCUUCCCCCCCAGCCACGCCCUGCUGUUUUGUCCCC